Molecule: messenger RNA, 1083 nt
Organism: Striga hermonthica
Lineage: Eukaryota; Viridiplantae; Streptophyta; Magnoliopsida; Lamiales; Orobanchaceae
Source: the annotation of a GenBank genome assembly
AUGAACGAAUUACUGGCUCUUCUUCUCCCCAGUAAUGAAGCGAAAACGAGCACAACCAUUGAUCAGCAUAGUUGUUUCAAUGGGAAUUCCUCUACCCUGGAGCAAGAAAAAGGGAUUCAAUCAAACUCGUCAGGACAGUUCCCUAGUUUUUUGAAACAGCUGCUUAAAUCCCAUCUUUCUGGAAAAUUUUAUCUGGGUUUACCCAAGAAGUUUUGCGAUGCACAUAUGCCAACCCAAGACGAGUCUAUUGUUUUGGUUGAUGAAAGUGAUAAAGAAUACAGCAUGAAAUAUUCGGUUCGUAAAAAUAGAUUAAGCGGUGGUUGGAGGAUUUUCUCCGUGUCACACAAAUUACUAGAGGGAGAUGCUCUGUUAUUCCAUCUGAUUGAGCCUUGCAAGUUCAGGGUGUAUAUUAUGAAAGCAAGCAAAGUAACGGAAAACGAAGGGUUGGUUGGCAUUCACACCCAUGAUUUCCCGAACAUUAGGCCAAUAAGCAGUGUGAAAAUCGAAGACCGAACGGACGGUCAAACAACACGACGCGUGCUCGUAAAUCAUCGCGAAACAAAAAAGCCAAGAACUAUUAGCGAAGUCAAACUUCCGAACUCCAAUCUCCCAGAAAUAGACAUCGAAAAGGGCUUUGACGAUUUCCAGAUUCAAAUGGACGGUCUAAUUCUCGACCCGGAAAUACCGUCUGUUCUCAGGACAAAAUAUUACAACCUAUGCAGCAGCCAAAAAGCAUUCUUACACGACUCCCUAAUCAAAGGCCUCAGCAGUAAACUAGUCGUGGCCAUGAUUUGUGAGACCAUAAACAUAUCAGAUGCCAUUAGGUCCGCGGACCUUGCCACAUCAGAUCACUGCCUCGAUUGCUGGGAGAAAACCUUAAAAGCUUUCGAGGAUUUGGGAAUGGCAGUCGGGUUUUUGCGAGAUAGAGUGCAAAAGCUGAAAGGCAUAAAACGGGAUCAUCAAGUGAUGUCGUUGAGUGUAAGAACAUUGGUGGGUCGUGUGGAGGCUGAGGUGGAAGCUCUCGAGUGGGAGGAUAAGAAGCUUUGUUACGAGUUCCAAAUGCUUGCUCGAGCCCCAUGGUGA